AUGAAUCAUGUCCAGGCCACGGUGGCCUGGCUACAUGAGGUGGCGGCCAGCCUGCCUCAGCGACAUGCGGCUCGGUGGACAGAUCGUCUGGCCGAGGCGUUGGCAUUACUAUUGCCGCGCCUGCUUUACUGGGCGCCCCCCAGAGUCAGCCUCGAAGAGGCAAGACCCAGAACGUCAAAUCGGCAUAAACAGCCGACGAGAGAGGAGGAUUUGAGAGAAAACGAGGCGAUUGAUGGUGCAGAAAACAAGUGCCCAGCAAUCGACUGUGCAAAGAGGAUGGAUUUGGAAAGAUGGGAACUGGUGAAGCUGAUCUCAUGGCAACUGUUGGCAUGUCUUAGUGGCCACGAAAUGGGGGAGGAAGAAACAAAAUCAGCGACUGGGACAUCUCAGUCAAUCGCCAGACUGCUGGAAAAAUGCCGUCAAAUGCUUGCAUUUCUAGGGCCGAGUUUGUGUCCUAUUCACUCUUUCCUCUUGAACAAAGAAACUGAGGGUGAGUCUGUAAAGAAGAAAGUCUAG
Molecule: messenger RNA, 516 nt
Organism: Protopolystoma xenopodis
Lineage: Eukaryota; Metazoa; Platyhelminthes; Monogenea; Polystomatidea; Polystomatidae
Source: the annotation of a GenBank genome assembly